AUGAUGUCACAUCCUGCAGGGCACGCAGCCCCUGCUACUGCCUCGGUCACGUCCACGCGGCGGCUGCGACGCGUCGCCGACACCUCCCGGAAACGGUCCGUCCAGAGCUGUGACUUUUGUCGAAAGUGCGUCCCCCAACCCGCCGGCGAUGGCUGUCUCAUGUGCCACACCCAGGGCGUCGCCUGCUCCUACACCCUGCCGCGCAAGGCCCGCUUCUAUGGCUCCGUCGAAGACUUGAGCGACCGCUUUAAGUGUCUCGAAGCCAUUGUCCGCGGUGCCUUUCCCAGCGACCCUAUUGCCACAGUGCCGGAGCUGCUCCGGCUGGGCCACCGGCUGGGCGUCACGAUGCCGGACUUGGCCGACGACGCACGGGCAAAGCUGUCGCUGGACGACUUGGUCAACACCCCGUCCAAAUCGGUGACGUCGGACCAAACGACGGCAGUGGAGGGUGCUGUAGACGGUGGUGGAAGUGGUGGUGGUGGUGGUGACCGCAGGCCGUCCAUGACCAAUGCCCCGACACAGUCGGACGCGGGCCAUGUAAACGCACGGCCACUUGCCACGGAACCCGAGUCAGCGGACACCGUCAAUACAGACAACACGCACAACACAGGAAAUAGUGGCAACACAGACAACACACGUCAUACCACCACCACGGAUGGCACAGCGUCCUCGAACCCGCAGGAUGAGUCGAGCGAGGCAAUUGGUCUCGUUCGAGACACCACCGGCCAAGAGCAUUUCAUUGGAUCGUCGGGGAGUCUGCAAUUCUUGGGCCAGUUGCGCAGGCUGCUGUUGCUGUCGCAGCACGACAACAUGUCGAGAAACAGCAGCUACCACGGCAUUGGCUACCCCAGCAGCGGCUACAGCGCCCCUGGACGAGCGUCACAGCGCUUGUCUACCACGUUCACGGAAGAAGAUGCCGCCCAGGCGCUCGAGGCAGACAACUCGCACGACGGCAGUGAUGCGCCGCCGACACUGCAUCACCACACGCCGCUCAUGGACGACCGCCCAUCGCCCAUGUCCAGCAGCUCGGCGUUGGCGCGUGAAUGCGCCACGAUCCAGCCGGAAGACGUCAACGGCAUCAUGGCCCAACUUCCGCCUCGGCAUGUGCUGGACGGCUUGAUUCGUGUGUACUUCAAGAGCGUCCACCCCGACUUCCCGCUCUUCCACCGCGGCACCUUUGAGGAAGAGUACGAGCGGUACAUUCCCGAUUUUGAGUCGUUCUACCACCCGCGGCGUCGCACCGAUACACCAACGGCCGAACCGGGCUGGCUGGGUUGUCUGCACAUGAUCCUUGCGUUUGCGUCGCUCGUGACGCCGGCCGUCUCUUCGUCCGCAAGCCAACACCGUCCCCCGCCGUCCACCGCGACACCGUCGACGGCGGCCUCGUCGCGCCAGACGCACGACGACGUCGACCUUGCCGCCCUGCGCAAGCACUGCGUCUCUCUGACCCGCUUCCGUCUGCUGCCCCGUUUCAUCUCGCGAUGCACGCUCGCCAACAUCCGCGCCCUGCUGCUGCUGGCCCUGUACCUCCACAACCACAACGAGCGCAACGCGGCGUGGAACCUCGUCGGCACGGCCACCCGCGCCGCCUUUGCCAUGGGGCUGCACCGCUGCACCGUGGGCGCGGAGCACCUGCGGCCGGUCGAGCGCGAAGUGCGGCGGCGCGUGUUCUGCACGCUGUUUGGCCUGGAGCAGUUUCUGGCGUCGUCGCUCGGACGCCCCUCGGGCCUGUCGGGCCUGUCGGCGUUGUCGUCGGCCAACGACGCGAAUGAAGUGGAGGUUGUGCCGCCGCGGGCCGAGAUUUUGGACGGCGGCGGCAGUGCCGACGCCGACGACGACGACGGGGCCAUGGCGACUCUGCUGCUUCGCCUUCAGACGAUCCUCGCCGGUGCCCGUGUCUCGGCGGCCGUCAAGACGGUCGGUCUCGGGAGCCGCCGCCUGCGCCAAGAACAGAGCGCCCGCGAGAUCCUCCAGCGCCUCGACGAAUGGCGGACGGCGGUGGCCGGCUGUCGCUGCCUCGACAUUCCACAAAUCACCGAGACCACGGACAGCGGACGCGACGCUUUCGUGGCGGAGGCACCACCGUCGACGUCGACGCCCUCCAUGGACCUCGACAGCCUCAAGAACAUGCUCGCCUGGCAGAGCCGCCCGCGCUUGCGGGCGGCCCUCGUCUUGCAUAUGCAAUACCGCUAUGUGGCCGUGCUGUCGACGCGGUCGGCCCUGCUCUACUCGAUGGCGGCACGUGCAGCGCGGACAGCGCCCGUCGCACACGACGGCGGACCAGCGCCCUCGCCCUCGCCCGCGACCUCUGCGGCGCCGCCCACCCUGGCCGAUCUUUGCGUCCAGAACGCUGUGCAGCUCUGCCGCCUUGUUCUUCUUGCCGACUCGUUCGGGCUGAUCAAUGGCGUCUCGGCCAUGGACGUCUUCUAUGCCUACUGCGCGGCCAUGGUCUUGAUUCUGCGAUCGCUCAACGGCGGGAGCGAGCAAGACCAGGGCGCUGUGUCUGUGUCUGCUGCCGAUGCGGCAUAUUGUGCGGAGCUGCGGCGCCUGAUUGCCCGCACGCGGCAGGUGCUGAUGCGCGUCGACAAAUGCAGCACCAUGAAGCGCUUUUCGCGGGUCGUGGCGACCUUUGAAGAGGGUUCGCGGCGGGUGGGACGUGACGAUGUACACCAGAACAGCAACACAGCCAACACAGCCAACACAGCAGGCGACGGCACCGUGCCAGCGCAUCCAUCCAGCACGACGGCUCAUCCCCGCCACCCCCCGCCGUCUCCCUACGCGCCCCCAGCACCACGUCAGAGGCAGACGCCUGCCCAUGGUCCCGCUGCUGUGCACACGCCCUCGCAGGCUCCUCCCUCGGUCACGCGGCGGCUGGCGUCCAUGUCGUCGCAGUCGUCGGCGCUGCACGUCGACGAGAGCCAGCGCCUCCACAUGUCGCCGUCGCAAACGUCGCAAACGACACAAACGACGCUGCCGCCACAGAACCAGGCACACUUUGCCAGCGCGGGUGUUGGUGCCCUGUGCAGCAAUGGCUAUGACCAGUAUGGGCACGCCCAGUCGCAUCUUCACCCCCACAGCAGCUUCCCACCCUGGCCAGGCCAGCCCAUGGGCCCCCAGCCGGGUCUCACGUCCUUGUUUGAUGGCGAGCCCGAGGAGAACCAGUGGGUCAUGGACACGUUCUUGGGCAUGGGCAUGGGCAUGGGCAUGCAUCCGGGGAGCGGUGGGAGUGUCGAAGGAGACAUUGACGGCGUGUUUUCGGCAGGAAUGCUGGACUGGCCGGACAUGGAUGCGAUUAUGCGGAAUGGUUAG
Molecule: messenger RNA, 3309 nt
Organism: Sporothrix schenckii 1099-18
Lineage: Eukaryota; Fungi; Ascomycota; Sordariomycetes; Ophiostomatales; Ophiostomataceae
Exons: 3
Coding region: 1-3309 (1102 amino acids)
Biological process (GO): DNA-templated transcription
Molecular function (GO): zinc ion binding; DNA binding
Source: RefSeq, a predicted model, not a curated record